Molecule: messenger RNA, 5449 nt
Organism: Amphibalanus amphitrite
Lineage: Eukaryota; Metazoa; Arthropoda; Thecostraca; Balanomorpha; Balanidae
Product: eye-specific diacylglycerol kinase-like
Exons: 21
Coding region: 1226-4135 (969 amino acids)
Biological process (GO): diacylglycerol metabolic process; lipid phosphorylation; intracellular signal transduction
Molecular function (GO): ATP-dependent diacylglycerol kinase activity; protein binding
Source: RefSeq, a predicted model, not a curated record
AGGGCUGGCGCAGUCGAGUCGCCGCCGCGAUCCGAGUCGUGGACAGUGUGUCGCGCGUGUCGCUGUGUUGACCGAGCGCCGUGGCGACGGGCCGUGGGAGUGUGUGCUGGGGACGGCGUGACAGGAGGGACGGACUGAGGAAGCAGUGAGCACCAGGGGCUGCUGCUGGAGGUGCGUGAUAUAGUUCAUUAGUGUCCGGUGUACUGUGUGGUGUCGCAGGCCUUGUUGCGGAAACGGAACCUUCCGUGAUAAGGACGAAGACCUUCCGGGAACUGGAAGCGGCCACGCUGCUCGGUGGUGCCAAGUGUUGGGAAAACUACCUCUGGCGCCGUGAAAUUGUUUGGCCGUGUUAGUGAGGCUAAAAUAGCUUACGAGCGGUGACGCGCGAUUUAUAUUGGCCGACAGUUUCGAGUAGCGGUCUAACCGGGCUUGCCUUUAUCGCCCGCGAAUUGUGACAGCUGUCGUGGCCAAUCGCGGCUCGCGGUUUGAUUAGAGUAAUCACCGCAUUGUGGCAGUGCCAGACCGAGUGGCAGACUGAGCGAGAGUUCGAGCUCCGGACCGACCACCAUACCAUCCGUCUGGCUGUGUUGGACACUCCGCUCACGCCCACACAGCCGACUGAGCUGAGGACCUCCCCGACCUCCCGGGGGCGCCGAUCGGCACCAUCUUCACCUCUCGUCGCAGGUGCGGCAUAUUUAUCAACGAGCGCGGCGCGCGCGCCAUUUCGCAAGGUGCGUGCGGCCAGCUGGCAGCGGUGGCGACUGGCGACCCCGACUGGGGUGCGACGCGCCCAUCCCAACCGGUACGGCGGUGUGCGCGCGCUGUCAGUGGUGAGACGACUGAGUGAGAGGGCUGUGUGAGACGAGAGACCGGUGAGAACUGUGAGACACUGUGAGAGGUCAAGACGUCAGCGAGACACGUCAGGAGCACUUGGGCGAGACAUUAGCCAGCAUGACAGCUGAUGAUUUGUGAGACCCACAGAAAACACUCCUGAACUCCGUCCAAAAGUUGCAGACAGAGCGGGACUUCUCGAACUGCCGCUGAACUGUUCACAAAACCAGCAGCCGCCUGUCUGUGGCAGUCAGACUGUGACAGUUUUCCAGCCGUGACGGUCGCGCUGCCACGCCCAGUCGGGGGCGCUCCUGAGCCGUGACACGUCUUUCAUCGGCCGACAAAACCUCCCUCCGAGCCGGAGAUCACCUUCCUCUGAAGACCCUCCCACGUCAUGGAGCACCUGCGGGAGCCGCUGUCCUCGGCGCUGCCGCUGCAGCCGGAACUGCUGCUGGGGGUGCGCCUGCCGCCCACCCAGCCUCUGAAACUCACCUGUGACAAUCCGGCCGAGCACAUCAUCUGCGCCCAAUGCAACAUCGGUGGACCGCUGCCGGUGCCGCCCAGCCCCAACACGCCCACGCCAGACGGACUCUGCAGGAAGGCGGCGACGGGCGAGAUCGAGAUCGAGGCGGAGGGCGGCCGGCGCACUCUGCGCAGCACCUGCGACUGGUCAGAGGCGGCGGUCAACGGCGAGCACCUCUGGAUGCCCACCUCUGCGUCCGGCGACUUCUGUUACGUGCCCGACCCCGACUGUUCGAAAACGGGCUCGCGGAUGAAGUGCACUGCGUGUAAGAUCAUCUGCCACACGGGCUGCAUCGCCAACCUGAUCGACAAGGUCAAGUUCGCCUGCAAGCCCACCUUUCGGGAUGUCGGGAUCAGGCAGUACCGGGACAACACAGCCACUGCCCACCACUGGGUUCACCGCCGGAAUCAGAAGGGAAAAUGCAAACAUUGUGCAAAGAGUUUUAUGUCGAAACUGUCGUUUUCUACCAAAGACAUUGUGGCAAUAAGUUGUUCGUGGUGUCGAACCACCUAUCACAACAAGGAGCCGUGCUUCAGCAUGCAGAGGAUAGAGGAGCAGUGUAGCCUAGGAAUUCACAAAGACAUCAUCGUGCCGCCGUCGUGGAUCGUGAAGCUGCCGCGCAGGGGCAGCUUCAAGUCCAGCCUGCGGAAAUCGCCCAAGAAACGGUCGUCCAGCCGGCGAAAAAGUCGAGACUGGAUCGACAAAGAUCAGACGCGCGCCUUCGCCAUCAAGCCGAUCCCCACGGCCAACGUGAAGCCCAUCAUCGUGUUCCUGAACCCCAAGAGCGGCGGCAACCAGGGCGCCAAGCUGAUGCAGAAGUUCCAGUGGCUGCUGAACCCGCGCCAGGUGUUCGAUCUCACACAGGGAGGACCUCGAGAAGGGCUGGAGAUGUACCGCAAGGUGCCGAACCUGCGCGUGCUGGCCUGCGGUGGUGACGGCACCGUCGGGUGGGUGCUCUCUGUGCUCGACCAGAUGGGCUUCAGUCCCCCGCCGGCCAUCGCCGUCCUGCCGCUGGGUACCGGCAAUGACCUGGCCAGGGCGCUCGGCUGGGGAGGCGGCUACACAGACGAGCCCAUCUCCAAGAUCCUGUGCAACAUCUCGGAGGGCGAGGAGCAGGACCUCGACCGGUGGGAGGCGAUCGUCACCAAAAACGAGGACGCCGAUCCGAGUGAGGAGGGCAAGGACAACCUGCCGCUCAACGUCAUUAACAACUACUUCUCACUCGGCGUCGACGCCCACAUCGCGCUCGAGUUCCACGAAGCCAGAGAGGCGCGGCCGGACAAGUUCAGCUCUCGGCUACGGAACAAGAUGUUCUACGGCCAGGCGGGCGGCAAGGACCUGCUGCAGCGCCGGUGGAAGGACCUGUCGGAGCACGUGACGAUCGUCUGCGACGACACGGACAUCACCCACAAGCUGCGCGAGCACAAGGUGCACGCCAUCCUGUUCCUCAACAUACCCAGCUACGGCGGUGGCACUCACCCGUGGGCCGGACGGGACCAGUCGACUUCCGAUGGCCUGAUGGAGGUCAUCGGUCUCACCACCUACCAGCUGCCUCUGCUACACGCAGGAGGCCACGGCACCAGCCUGGGUCAGUGUCGGAAGGCGGUCAUCACCACGGCGCGCACCAUUCCAAUGCAGGUGGACGGCGAGGCGUGCCGGGUCAACCCGUCCAUCAUCACCGUCAGCCACCUGAACCGGGCGCGCAUGAUCUGCAAGCGGCGCGGAGAGAAGACCGUACUGACGGACACCCCUCAGGAGCAGCUGAGGAUACGCAUCAACCGGAUCACCAUGUCCGACUACGAGCAGUACCACUACGACAAGGAGACCCUGAUGCAGCACUCGAUGCCUCUGGGUGUGAUUCUGGUGGACCACGACUCUGACCUGGAGCAGGUGCGGCGGCACAUCAACCGGAUGCAGGAGGAGAACCAGCACACGACACCGCUCAGCCCCGAGUGGUGUUUCGUCGACUCCUGCACGGCGGAGCGUUUCUUCCGGAUCGAUCGCGCUCAGGAGCACCUGCACUUUGUAACCGACAUUAGCUCUGAGGACGUGUACGUCCUCGACCCGAUGGCGGUCACCUCGCAGGUCUCGGCCACGGCCAACAACAAGGACGAGUCUGGGCAGUCGGACCUGGACGCCGGUCCGGCAGAGGGCAGGUCGAGCGCCCGGGCCGGUAGCUCCGCCAGCCGGCGCCACAGCACCCCGUCCGUGGGCAGCUGCGCCUCCAUAGCCACCCAGUCGAGCCGGCUGGGCCGCCGCAGCUGCACCAGCCUCGUCUCCGGACACGUCGACAUCAGCUCGCUCAAGGAGCGCCUGUUUGGCGCCGGGGCCAGUCCCACCAGCCACCUGCUGGAGCGGUCGUCGGAGGAGAUUCUGCACGCCGCGCAGAGCGGUGACCUGCCCAGAGUGAAGGAGCUGCACACCUCUGGCGUAUCGCUGUUCUCCGUCAGCGCCAUGGGUCAGACGGCCCUGCACCUGGCCUGCUCGGCCGGUCACAAGGAUGUGGUCCGCUACCUGCUGGCCAAUGCGCCCGCAUCGGCCGUCAACAUGCGCGACAACGACAAGGGCCACACGGCGCUGCACUGCGCCGCUCUGCACGGCCGGCGGACCAUCUGCUCGAUGCUGGUGGCCUCCGGAGCGCUGCUCACACUGGCAGACAGUGACGGCAACACGGCCCGCCAGCUGGCCCUUCAGGCCGACGACAAGGAUCUCGCAGACUACCUGGAAAGUCAGGAGCAUUUUCAGCUGGUCGUGUCGGACGACCACGAGACGGCUGUGUGACGUCACCCGGCGGCUGCUGACGUCAGCGGCGGCCGUGUGACGUCAGACGGCGGCACGAGUGUGACGUCAGACGGCCGAUCGGCUCUGUAGCUGUGCAAUACGGAGUCAGAGGGGGCCGAGGGAGGCCGGUGUGUGUGUGCGAGGGGUGCCGGACGGGUGCCCGUCACUGUACAGUCUGUACUCACCAACAAGGAAAUUUGUAUUUUUAGAGGGAGAACGUGCCGCCGCUUCCUACUUUUUACAUGUUUUCCUGGUCUGUUGUUGGCACGUUCCGGUAUAUAUUCGUUGGAAGAUGGUCGUGGGGGUGACAUUCAGUAAACCCUGCCUUUCAGAAAAUGCCUUCAUCUUUGUACCCGUAUGUGUGCCCCCCUUGAUCGAACUUUACGCAGUCACCCCCUCCCCCGUUAGACGCGCGGCCUGAGCGCGAUGUCACGUGAUAGCCUGUGCGCACCCCCCCCCCCCCCCCUCCCCAGAGUGACCGGUGGGUUGGUGCUCUGAGUAUAUAGGGGGACCUGCCGUUAGGGCAGGCCGACCCCACCGCAGUCCAGUCAGGGCGGUGCGGUGGCGACCUCUGGCCUCUGGGCAGUUGCGCGAGCUCUAGAUUCGUGUGAGAUGUGAGAGAUUACUGAGUGCUCGCAGAAUGGCUUCAAUACUCGAGUCUAUCAUUGUAUAUUCCAGUGAUCUGCUUGUGUCGUGUUGAGCGUGUGAUGGUCUCAUUAUUCAAUCGGCUGAUACCGGAGGCGUGAGUAGUUACAUCGUUCGUUGAAUAUUCGCAUUAGCUCUCGCUCUGUCCCAGUGCACCGUUCCCAGUGGACAGCGGGUCACAGCGGCGGCGGCCGACUCUGUGCGGCGCGCGCGGCCCCCUCCCUGCCCGCCAGCGCUCCCCGAUUUCAGAUGCAAUACCGACCACUGAGGUCCCCGCACCGUUCACUCGUAGCUGGCGAGAAGGUAAUUUCUCGCCGUUGGUGUUGCGUGUCGUGGCCCUCCCAGUCUGGGGAGACGUUUGGUUUCAGCUUUAAACAGUAGUGAGUGGGCGCCGCCAGGAGCCAGCCUCCUGCGGCGGCGUGCGUGAGAGCGAGAGAGCGAGGCAGAGGUGCCGGCACGGGUCAGCGGCGGCCGGCGCCGGCCCCAGAACACACACCCAGUCUGUCUGCGAACGGUGACAAUUGUAUAAACAUUUAUGAUCGUGCCCAUUGAACGUGAGCCCCAUUCCGUGGAUGUAGUCGGUAACUUAUCACACAGGCCAAUCAGCGCCCCGGUAUACCGAUAUAUUGCCCGCUCCCGGCGAGAGAACAAUAAACCUAUCGUUAUUUU